Messenger RNA from Lolium rigidum, 1356 nucleotides. RefSeq names its product tryptamine benzoyltransferase 1-like. Gene Ontology annotation, molecular function: acyltransferase activity, transferring groups other than amino-acyl groups. NCBI's taxonomy places the organism in Eukaryota, Viridiplantae, Streptophyta, Magnoliopsida, Poales, Poaceae. The transcript has a single exon. The coding region runs from base 1 to 1356 and encodes 451 amino acids. The record is from RefSeq and is a predicted model, not a curated record.
AUGGACGUGCAGGUGCAGAGGACGCUCGUCAUGCCGCCGCCGGCCGCGCCGUCGGCCGAGGUGCCGCUCACCGUGUUCGACCUCGCAGCGCCGACCUACCACGUCACGGUCCUCUUCGCCUUCUCGCCGCCCAACCCGACCAACCAGGCGCUCCUCGACGCCCUCGCCGCCACGCUCCCGCGCUUCCCGCUUCUCACCGCCGCGCGCCUCGACCGUGGCGGCCCGGGCGCGGCCCGUCCGUGCCACGUCACCGGGGAAGGCGGCACGGGCGCGCUCGUCGUCGAGGCUACCGUGCCGUCCUCCGCGCUCUCCGAACACCUCCCGCUCGCGCCGUCCCCGGGCCUCGCGCGGCUCCACCCCAAGGUCGCCAGAGGCGCCGCGCGCCACGUGCUCAUGCUCCAGAUCAACCGCUUCGCGUGCGGCGGGAUCGUGCUCGCCUCGUCCGCGCACCACCAGGCCGCCGACGGCCACUCCAUGACCACGUUCCUCCACGCCUGGGCCGACGCCGUCCGCGGCCUCGACGUCGGCCGCGCCCCCGUGCCGUACGGACCCACCGCGCUCGUGCCGCGCCGCCCCCCGCGCUGCGAGUUCGAGCACCGUGCCGCCGAGUUCCUGCCACUGUCAUCGUCGCACGCGGCGGCCCGCGAGGACAAGCCGCCAUCCGAGGCUGAUGAUCAUCACGUAGACCACUCCGAGAUAUCCAACACGCUGCUGCACUACACGAGCGAGUUCGUGGCCGAGCUCAAGCGCCGCGCGCACGGCAGGUACACCACCUUCGAGACCGUGUCGGCGCACGUCUGGCGAAAGAUCACGAUCGCGCGCGGGCUAGGCGUCGCCGACGACGGCGCGACGCGCACGUCGAUACGCGUCGCGGUGAACGGCCGCGGGCGGCUGGCCGGGACGGGCGCCCUGCCGGCCGAGGGGUUCUUCGGGAACGUCGUCCUCACGGCGACCUCCGGGGCGCGAGCGGCGGACCUGGCCAGCGGCACCCUCGCCGACGCCGCGGCGCUGGUCCGCGCGGGGAUCCGCGCCGUCGACGGGCGGUACUUCCAGUCGUUCCUGGACUUCGGGGCGCUGCACGGCGGCGGCGACGAGGAGCUGGAGCCGGCGUGCGCGGACGAGGCGGGCAUGCUGUCGCCGGACGUGGAGGCCGACAGCUGGCUGCACCUGGACCUGCACCGCUUGGACUUCGGGUGCGGCGGCCGGCUCGUCGGGUUCCUGCCGGGGAAGGUGCCGCAGGACGGGGUGGUGGUGCUCAUGCCCAGCCUGCGCAAAGGGAGCGGCGUGGACGUGUUCGUCGCGCUUUGGAAGAAACAUGCCAGCGAGCUCAGCGCGAUUGCUUACACUAUGGAUUAA